Oncorhynchus keta (chum salmon) is the source of this 9123-nucleotide messenger RNA. RefSeq names its product ADP-ribosylation factor guanine nucleotide-exchange factor 2 (brefeldin A-inhibited) (gene arfgef2). Gene Ontology annotation, molecular function: guanyl-nucleotide exchange factor activity. The record is from RefSeq and is a predicted model, not a curated record. Gene Ontology annotation, biological process: regulation of ARF protein signal transduction. Lineage: Eukaryota; Metazoa; Chordata; Actinopteri; Salmoniformes; Salmonidae. The transcript is spliced from 39 exons. Bases 154 to 5697 code for a protein of 1847 amino acids.
ACAACAUGGCGACUCAGUGCUGAGGUAGCAGCCCCAACAAACUCGGUGGAUUGACACACCGAUAGCCUGGUUUAGUUAGCAUUUCUCUCGCCUGCAUCUACGCAGGGUCAGGCCAGAGAUGCCGGCCUGAGAGAGCAGCACUUUUAUCAAAAGAUGCAACAGCAACAACGUCUUGCUCAACAACACCAGAAGCAGACGGAAAGCACAAAAACCAAGAGCAUGUUUCUGUCUAGGGCGCUGGAAAAAAUCCUGUCGGAUAAGGAGGUGAAGCGGAGCCAGCACAGCCAGCUGCGUAAAGCAUGCCAAGUGGCUCUUGAUGAAAUUAAAAUUGAGCUUGAGAAGCAAAAAGAUGGCACAGUGGUCCCGCCCCGAGCAAACUACAUUGAGGCUGACAAAUAUGUGCUUCCUUUUGAGCUUGCCUGUCAAUCUAAGUCUCCACGCAUUGUCAGCACCUCGUUGGACUGCUUACAGAAGCUCAUUGCGUAUGGCCACAUCACAGGCAACGCCCCUGACAGUAGUGCUCCAGGGAAGAGGCUCAUCGACCGGCUGGUGGAGACCAUCUGUAACUGUUUCCAGGGCCCACAGACAGACGAGGGGGUGCAGCUGCAAAUCAUUAAGGCUCUCCUAACUGCAGUGACCUCCCCUCACAUUGAGAUCCACGAGGGGACUGUUCUACUGACUGUGCGUACCUGUUACAACAUCUACCUGGCCAGCCGCAACCUCAUCAACCAGACCACCGCCAAGGCCACUCUCACACAGAUGCUCAAUGUGAUCUUCACCCGCAUGGAGACACAGGCGGCUCUGGAGUCUCACGAGCAGGAGAAGGAUAGACUGUGUUUGCCCCAUCAGAACCCUUCCACUUCCCCUGGGCGAAUAUGCGGUUCUCCCCGGUCAGACCGCACCCAAGACUUAAGCGGGACGCCAUCUCCUGCGGCCAGCACCCCAGACCUCCAUACCAUGCCCCUGGCCCCAGACACACCCUCCAUCAAUGGCCAACCAGAGGAGUCCAAGACUGAGGAGGAUGUGGCUGUUACAGAGGAGAAAAGGGAUGAGACACCACCUCCAGUUUUUGAAGAUCCAGUUUCAGAGACCCCAACAACCGUAAAACAGCCAGUCGAGGAAGGGCAUGAGGUGGGGCAGGGGGAGAAAUCAGAAGUAGGAGGGGAUGAGAAACCAGAAGUCGAUUCAAAGCCAACAGAGCAACCAACGAGUGAGGAAGUGGCUCCAGCACCUGAACCAGAGUCACAGCCCCAGACCACACCAGAAGGGGAUCAUCUCCCUGAGCAGACAGAGGUGGUGCCCCCUAGACCCAGGACAGAUACGAACCAAAUGAACGGCAUUAUGGAUGACCGUGGUUCAGUGUCUUCUACAGACAUCCUGGAUGCAGAGUCUAUGCAGGGUGGCCAGAACACUGCUCGUUUCUCCCACAUCCUGCAGAAAGACGCCUUCCUGGUCUUCCGCUCCCUCUGCAAGCUCUCCAUGAAGCCCCUGGCAGACGGACCCCCUGACCCAAAGUCUCAUGAGCUGCGCUCCAAAGUGGUGUCUCUGCAGCUGCUGCUGUCUGUGCUGCAGGGGGCAGGGCCAGUCUUCCGUACCCACGAGAUGUUUGUCAAUGCCAUCAAGCAGUACCUGUGUGUGGCCCUCUCCAAAAACGGGGUGUCCUCUGUGCCCGAGGUGUUUGAGCUCUCCCUCGCCAUCUUCCUCACUCUUCUCUCCCACUUUAAAGUCCACCUCAAGAUGCAGAUCGAGGUGUUUUUCAGGGAGAUUUUCCUGACCAUUCUGGAAACAUCGUCCAGCUCCUUUGAACACAAGUGGAUGGUCAUUCAGACCCUCACACGGAUAUGUGCAGAUGCUCAGUGUGUGGUGGAUAUCUACGUAAACUACGACUGUGACCUGAACGCUGCAAACAUCUUUGAGCGGCUGGUGAACGAUCUAUCUAAGAUUGCCAUGGGGAGGAGUGGCCAGGAGCUAGGGAUGACCCCUCUACAGGAGCUGAGUCUGCGUAAGAAGGGUCUGGAGUGUUUAGUGUCCAUUCUGAAAUGCAUGGUGGAGUGGAGCAGAGACAUGUAUGUCAACCCCAACCUGCAGGCCAACCUCGGCCAGGAGCGGCCGUCAGAUGGUGAGGGUCCGGAGCUGAAGCUUCCUGACCACCUGGCGUCUCGUCGAGACAGCGUCAGUUCUCUGGACUCCACCAUGUCAUCUAGUGUCCAGUCCUCCCAGCCUGACCACCCAGAACAGUAUGAGGUCAUCAAACAACAGAAGGACGUCAUUGAGCACGGCAUUGAGCUUUUCAACAAAAAGCCCAAGCGAGGUGUCCAGUUCUUACAAGACCAAGGCAUGCUGGGAAACACAGCAGAGGACAUUGCCCAGUUUCUACACCAAGAGGAGCGCCUGGACACAACCCAGGUGGGGGAGUACCUGGGGGAGAAUGUGCGUUUCAACAAGGAGGUGAUGUACAGCUACGUGGACCAGCUGGACUUCUGUGGCCGGGACUUUGUCUCUGCUCUGAGGGCUUUCCUGGAGGGCUUCCGGCUCCCCGGAGAGGCCCAGAAAAUUGACAGGCUCAUGGAGAAGUUUGCUGCCCGAUAUCUGGAGUGUAACCAGGGACAGACUGAGUUUGCCAGUGCAGACACGGCCUACGUCUUGGCCUACUCCAUCAUCAUGCUCACCACCGACCUGCACAGUCCACAGGUGAAGAACAAAAUGACCAAGGAGCAGUACAUCAAAAUGAACCGUGGUAUCAACGACAGUAAGGACCUGCCUGAGGAGUACCUGUCCUCCAUAUACGAUGAGAUCGCUGGCAAGAAGAUCGCCAUGAAGGACAGGAAGGAGCACACGAUCACACCCAAGACUAGCAAGCACAGUGUAGCCACUGAGAAGCAGCGUCGUCUGCUGUAUAACGUGGAGAUGGAACAGAUGGCCAAGACAGCCAAGGCCCUGAUGGAGGCUGUGAGCCACGCCCAGGCUCCCUUCUUCAGCGCCACCCACCUGGAACACGUCCGGCCCAUGUUUAAGUUGGCGUGGACCCCUCUCUUGGCAGCCUUCAGCGUGGGGCUGCAGGACUGUGAUGACCAGGAGGUGGCCUCUCUGUGUCUGGAGGGGAUCCGCUGUGCCAUCAGGAUCACCUGUAUCUUCAGUAUGCUGUUGGAGAGGGAUGCGUAUGUCCAAGCCUUGGCUCGGUUCACCCUGCUCACAGCCAGUUCCAGCAUCACUGAGAUGAAGCAGAAGAACAUCGACACCAUCAAGACCCUUAUCACUGUGGCCCACACAGAUGGAAACUACCUGGGCAACUCUUGGCACGAGAUCCUGCGGUGUAUCAGCCAGCUGGAGUUGGCCCAGCUGAUUGGCACAGGGGUGAAGACACGCUACAUCUCUGGAGUGGUCCGGGACAGUCAGGCUGGCAUCAAGGGUUUCCCAAUCGGGGGAGAGGAGUUCAUGCCCCUGGGACUGGGGACCCUGGUGGGAGGUCCAGACAGGAGGCAGAUGGCUCAUAUCCAGGAGUCUGUGGGAGAGACCAGCUCUCAGAGCGUGGUGGUGGCUGUAGACAGGAUCUUCACUGGUUCCACAAGGCUGGAUGGAAAUGCAGUUGUGGACUUUGUGCGGUGGUUGUGUGCUGUCUCCAUGGAUGAACUGGCCUCUGCUCACCAGCCGAGGAUGUUCAGUCUGCAGAAGAUAGUAGAGAUCUCCUACUACAACAUGAACCGCAUCCGCCUGCAGUGGUCACGCAUCUGGCAGGUCAUCGGAGACCACUUCAACAAGGUGGGCUGCAACCCCAAUGAGGACGUGGCCAUCUUUGCCGUGGACUCUCUGAGGCAGCUGUCCAUGAAGUUCCUGGAGAAAGGAGAGCUGGCUAACUUCCGCUUCCAGAAGGACUUCCUGCGGCCAUUUGAACACAUCGUGAAGAAGAACAGAUCUCCCACUAUCAGGGACAUGGUGAUCCGCUGUGUGGCCCAGAUGGUCAACUCCCAGGCAGCCAACAUCCGGUCCGGCUGGAAGAACAUCUUCUCUGUGUUCCACCAGGCCGCCUCGGAUCACGACGAAAACAUUGUGGAGCUGGCCUUCCAGACUACUGGCCACAUAGUCAUGAUCACGUUUCAGCAGCACUUUGCAGCAGCCAUAGACUCCUUCCAGGAUGCAGUGAAGUGUCUGUCUGAGUUUGUGUGCAACGCUGCCUUCCCUGACACCAGUAUGGAGGCCAUCCGGCUCAUACGCCACUGUGCUAAAUAUGUGGCUGAACGGCCGCAGGCUCUGCGGGAGUACACCAGUGAUGACAUGAACGUGGCCCCAGGGGACCGGGUGUGGGUGAGAGGUUGGUUCCCCAUCCUCUUUGAGCUGUCCUGCAUCAUCAACCGCUGCAAGCUGGACAUCAGGACGAGGGGUCUGACUGUGAUGUUUGAGAUUAUGAAGAGCUAUGGACACACCUUUGAAAAGCACUGGUGGCAUGACCUUUUCCGCAUCGUCUUCCGCAUCUUUGACAAUAUGAAGCUCCCUGAGCAACAGACGGAGAAGCACGAGUGGAUGACCACGACCUGUAACCACGCCCUGUACGCCAUCUGUGACGUCUUCACCCAGUUCUAUGAGCCUCUCAGUGAGGUCCUGCUGGCUGACAUCUUCACUCAGCUGCAGUGGUGUGUCAAACAAGAUAAUGAGCAGUUGGCCCGGUCAGGGACUAACUGCCUAGAGAACCUGGUCAUCCUGAAUGGGGAGAAGUUUAGCCCAGAGGUGUGGAACACCACCUGCUCCUGUAUGCUGGACAUCUUCCAGACCACCAGCCCACACGCCCUGUUGACAUGGCGACCAGCUGGUCAGGAAGAGGAGGCUGGUGAUGGGAAACAUAUGGAUGUAGAUUUUGACACCCAAUCCCAGAGCAGCUAUGACCGAGCCCUGUCAGAGAGAGGAGGUCAGAGCCAAAUGUCCACUGCCAGCGAUGAGACCUGGAAGGGUAAACCCCAUGCCAGAGUGUCAGACCAGAAGCUGUUUGCUGGACUGCUCAUCAAGUGUGUGGUGCAGCUGGAGCUGAUCCAGACCAUUGACAACAUUGUCUUCUACCCGGCAACCAGCAAGAAGGAAGAUGCCGAAAAUAUGGCUGCUGCACAGAGGGAUACUCUGGAGGAGGCUGCAGAGGAAGGGGACCCUGGACAGGGGGAGCAAGGCAUGUACAGACACCUCUCCUCCCAGCACCUUUUCAAGCUGCUGGACUGCCUGCUGGAGUCACACACCUUCGCCAGAGAUUUCAACUCUAACAACGAGCAGAGGACUGCACUCUGGAGAGCAGGAUUUAAGGGGAAGUCGAAGCCCAAUCUGCUAAAGCAGGAGACCAGUAGCCUGGCCUGUAGCCUGCGUAUUCUGUUCCGUAUGUACUGUGACCGGCAGCUCCAGGACUCCUGGCCUGACAUCCAGACACGACUGCUGCUCGUGUGCAGCGAGGCCCUGGCCUACUUUAUCAGCCUCACCUCUGAGAGCCACAGAGAGGCCUGGACAAGCCUGCUCCUCCUGCUGCUCACCAGGACUCUUCGACUGACCGACAUCAAGUUCAAGCCUCAUGCCUCCUGUUACUACCCGCACCUGUGUGAGAUGAUGCAGUUUGACCUGAUCCCAGAGCUCCGCGCCGUCCUACGCCGUUUCUUCCUCCGCAUCGGCUCCGUCUUCCACAUCGCUGCUCCUGAGAUGGGCCAGCCACAGCCCCCGGCACCCUAGGAGGGUCUGGAGAUGGAACGGGGAGGCUGGUGGGACUCUGAGGUGUAUGGGUGCUCCCCUAUCAGAAGUAGGGGAGUGUGUAGUGAUGCAAGAGAUCCAAGCAAAGAUUGUUACCCUCAGGGGCAGAUGCUUUGAAAGUCAUCAGUUCCUGUUUAUCUCCUGCAAAGGAAAGGCUUGGAGUGUUGGUGAUAAGUUCCGGUGCCCUACUGACUCCCCCUAGAAGUUCUAGAGCCCCUGCUGGGAGAAAAGCACUGUGACGGGACAGAGCUCUCUACAAACUGUUUCUCAACACUCUGACGUUAAAUGUCAAAUGUAAUGGAAAAUGAACUACAAUUAUUUAUUGAUGCUAUUUUAUAUGUAUAUACACACACACACACAGUGCAUUCAGAUAGUAUUCAGACCCCUUGACUUUUUCCACAUUUUAUGUUACAUCGUUAUUCUAAAAUGGAUUAAAUCGUUUUUCCCCCUCAUCCAUUGACACACAAUAAUAACCCAUAAUGACAGCAAAAAGGUUUUUAGAAAUGUUUGCAAAUGUAUUAAAAAUAUUUCUUUAAACAAUAACAUUUACAUAAGUAACCCUUUACUCAGUACUUUGUUGAGUCUUGGGUAUGAAGCUACAAGCGUGGCAUACCUGUAUUUGGGGAGUUUCUCCCAUUUUUCUCUGCAGAUCCUCUCAAACUCAGUCCGGUUGGAUGAGGAGCGUUGCUGCACAGCUAUUUUCAGUUCUCUCCAGAGAUGUCGGCUUGGGUUCAAGUCCGGGCUGUGGCUAGGCCACUCAAGGACAUUCAGAGACUUGUCCCGAAGCCAUGCCUGCGUUGUCUUGGCUGUGUGCUAAGGGUUGUUGUCCGGUUGGAAGGGGAAAAUUUGCCCAAGUCUGAGGUCCUGAGCACUCUGGAGCAGGUUUUCAUCAAGGAUCUCUCUGGACUUUGCUCUGUUCAUCUUUCCCUCGAGCCUGACUAGUCUCCCAGGCCCUGCCUCUGAAAAACAUCUCCACAGCAAGAUGCUGCCACCACCAUUUUAUUUUAUUUUAUUUUAUUUUACCUUUAUUUAACCUUUAUUUAACCAGGCAAGUCAGUUAAGAACAAAUUCUUAUUUUCAAUGACGGCCUAGGAACAGUGGGUUAACUGCCUGUUCAGGGGCAGAACGACAGAUUUGUACCUUGUCGGCUCGGGGGUUUGAACUUGCAACCUUCCGGUUACUAGUCUAGCGCUCUAACCACUAGGCUACCCUGCCACCCCUGUAUUUGGGGACCAUGGCACCAUCCCAUGCUUAGGGAUGGUGCCAGGUUUCCUCCAGACGUGACAAUUGUCAUUCAGGCCAAAGAGUUAAAUCUGGGUUUCAUCAGACCAGAUAAUCUUGUUUCUCAUGGUGUGAGAGUCUUUAGGUGCCUUUUGGCAAACUCCAAACGGGCUGUCAUGUGCCUUUUACUGAGAAAUGGCUUCCGUCUGACCACUACCAUAAAGGCCUGAUUGGUGGACUGCUACAGAGAUUGUUAUCCUUCUGGAAGGUUCUCGCAUCUCCACAGAAGAACUCUGGAGCUCUGUCAGAGUGGCCAUCGGGUUCUUGGUCACCUCCCUGACGAAGCCCCUUCUCCCCAGAUUGCUCAGGCCGGCCAACUCUAGAAAGAGUCUUGGUGGUUCCAAACUUCUUUCAUUUAAGAAUGAUGGAGGCCACUGUGUUCUUGGGGACCUUCAAUGCUGCAGAAAUGUUUUUGUACCCUUCCCCAGAUCUGUGCCUCGAAACAAUCCUGUCUCGGAGCUCUACGGACAAUUCCUUCGACCUCAUGGCUUGGUUUUUGCAGACAUGCACUGUCAACUUUGGGACUUUAUAUAGACAGGUGUGUGCCUUUCUGAAUCAUGUCCAAUCAAUUGAAUUUACCACAGGUGGACUCUCAAGUUGUAGAAACUUCUCAAGGAUGAUCAAUGGAAACAGGAUGCACCUGAGCUCAAUUUUUUUUUUUUUUUUUAUAAAUGCAAAAAUGCCUUAACCUGUUUUCACUUUGUCAUUAUGGGGUAUUGUGUAUAGAUUGAUAUGGAGAAAAAAAAAUCCAUUAUAAAAUAAGGCUGUAAUGUAACAAAAUGUUGAAAAAGUCAAGGGGUCUGAAUACUUUCUGAAGGGACUGUGUGUGUGUGUAUAUAUAUAUAUAUAUCUAUCCUGUACCUGAUUUUGUUUGUCCCAUUUGUUGAUUUGAUUACUUUCUGUUUAUAAGACUGAACAAACAUGCAUAUUCAAAUGCUAAAGCAAAAAAUAAUAAUUACUGAAUAUGCUGAAAAGUCCACUGGCAGAGAGGCUCAUUGGAAACCUGUGUCGAUAAGCAAAUGAUAAUACAUUUAAGUAUCCUCAGUGUCUCCCAUUGUGAUGCGCUUGUUGAUCUGAUCCAAAAAUAUUGUAACUGAUAGGCCUGAUACCAAGGCUCAUCCCUAUUACUGUCCCUUUUCGUUAUGUAAAAUGUCUUCUUCAUUUGAUGUUAUUGGUGGUUGGUUUUUGGCCUCCUGUGUUAUUUGUAUUGUAGUACAACCUGUAUUGAGUGUCCCACUCUGAGAUGGGCAUUGAUGGGAAUGGCUUGCUGUGUUCGGGGCUCCACGGGUUCCAGAGUGAGUCCUAAUGGAUAAGCCCUAUGGCUGCACUUGUUCCCCUGCCACCAUUCCCCAUUAAUCACAUUGUGUGAAUCACUAUGGCCUGUUUUAACAUUCCCUAUUUUACUCAUUUGUUAUUUUUUUAUAAUUUUAAAGUGAUUAUUACAUGCCAGUUUACUUGAGGGGCUUGUUGAAAGGGGCUUGUUGAGGGGCUUGUUAUUUUUCAAAUGUCCUAUGUUUUCUCCCCAAACUGAGUCUUGGAGGGUUCCAAUGUUCUGAGUGCAACUAUUAAUUAAUUGCUAUUUUCUAGAAUGAAUCUAUUGUCCUGUAAAGGGUCUUCAAGGCAAUGCCCAUGAUAUAUAGCAAGGAUGAGAUUUUAUUAUCCCAUUAAACUGUUCUAUUUUUCUAUCUCCCUGUUCUGUUUUACACCUAUUGAGUCUGUGUGAACAGAGCCCUCUCAUGUAUUAACUUCCCAGUACUUUAUCAGCCUGUCAGUGAAAAUACACCAGACAGGAGAAAGAAUGAAGCAAAACCAAACAUUACUCCUAAACAUGUUGGUGUAUAGCUAUCCACUUUACCAUUUGUAGUUUAAUACUGUCUACAUUUUUUUUUUAAAGCAAGGAUGUAUGUAAUUAUUUGAAGUGCAUUUAAAUAUUUUUAAGAAGCAUUCCUCCCCCUUCCAACUAUAGAAUUCUACUUUCCCCUAAAGAAUGGGGAUCUAUAUAUAAAUAUACAGUAUAUGGGAGAAAUACAAACUGUAAAAUAAUUAUACAUAUAAGUGCUAUACAUAUUGUGAUGUAAUCUUCCAAGCAUUUGGUUAAGUAUUCAAUAAACCUUGAAUUCAGAUCUA